AUGCUGACCGUUUGUCUUCAUGUUUUUAGCUGUCUCGCACUUUCUGAGCCCACCAUUUCCCAACCGACAACUUUUUUUCCCGAACACAUCAAAUUCAACAUGGGCAAGCACACCAACAACAAGAAUAAGAAGCCCCGGGCCGUUUCGGCCCCGUACUCUAACCGCGGCAACCAACGCCAAGUUUCUGGUGCCCCUUCGGGGCAGCUGCAGCAGCAGCAGCAGCAAGAAGCCGCUCCGGCGGCCAAUCCUCCUCGCCCUCUGAAGGGCACUCUUGCUGAAGCUGAGGCCAAUGUCGCUCAUUGGAACUCAAAGGUCCUCCAUCUCAUGGACAAGAAGACUGCUCUUGAGCAGGAGAUUGAGGAGUGGACCGCUGCUGUCCAACAGCGGUCGGUGGCCCCAAGUGGCCAAUCCAUCAUUGAUGCCGAGAUCAAGAAGCGCCUGGCCAAGGCCAAGGAGGAUGAGAAGGACAAGGAGUAA
Fusarium pseudograminearum CS3096 is the source of this 477-nucleotide messenger RNA. RefSeq lists its product as uncharacterized. Lineage: Eukaryota; Fungi; Ascomycota; Sordariomycetes; Hypocreales; Nectriaceae. The transcript has 16 exons. Bases 1 to 477 code for a protein of 158 amino acids. The record is from RefSeq and is a predicted model, not a curated record.